GACUUCAACGGUUGGUACAGCCGGCUUAAGCUCAAGCUGGACGCCAAGGGCUUGUGGGAGGACUUCUGCGAGAAGCAGGACACGCUGUCGCCGGACCUCUCCAAGACAGUGGAGGAGGAAGCGACGCCGUUCGGUGUGCUCGAGCGUCUGCGCAAGAUGUUUGUAGGUGCUACCAAGUUAUCUUUCGUGCAUCAACUCGGUGCAGUCAUGGAGAUGAAGUAUGAGAAGGGUACGAACCUGCUAGUGUUCAUCGAGGAGCUGAAACAGGGUUUCACGAAGCUCGAGAACAUGGGUCUGCCGUUGCAAGAUUCUCUUAAGCCCUACAUCUUAGUGAUGGUACUAAAUGAUACUUUUGAGAAUAUUUUGCGUACGUAUUUG
Molecule: messenger RNA, 378 nt
Organism: Phytophthora sojae
Lineage: Eukaryota; Oomycota; Peronosporomycetes; Peronosporales; Peronosporaceae
Exons: 2
Source: RefSeq, a predicted model, not a curated record